UCCCAGCCCCAUCUCGGCAGGCACUUCAGCGGCUGGGAACACUUGGGGAUUGGAGAAGCAGCCCCAGAAGGAUCUGUAUGGGCCAGGAGGGGACAGGCAGCGGCAGAGAUUCUCCGCCAAGGAUCCACUCCGGAGAGCAGCUUUAGCGCCUGAGCCGGAGGCUGGUUGGUCCCUGCAGAUCCCACAUCCCCCUUUGGCUGCCCACGUCCUAGCCGUCCUCAUGGGCUCCGACUCCCUGCUGGGUUACCCCAAGAUGAAGGUCUACAGAGAAAAAGAGGAUGUCACUCUGGACCCAGACACAGCUCACACCAGUCUGACCCUUUCCAAGGACCGGAGAAGUGUGACAGCCACAAACACAAGGCUGGCUCUGGCCAAUGACCCGGGGAGAUUUGACGUUUACUCCUGCGUGCUGGGCUCUGCUGGCUACAUAUCAGGGACGCAUUACUGGGACGUGGAGGUGGCCGGCACAGGGGGCUGGGCUCUGGGUGUCACCAGGGAGUCCGCCAGCAGGAAGGGAUGGUUCAAUUUCAGUCCCGAGCAAGGCACCUGGGCCAUCCAGCUCUCCGUGGGCCAGUACCGGGAAGUCACCGCAGAAUGGAGCCCGCUGGACCCGCCCCAGAGCCCCAGCAAGAUCAGAGUGUAUUUGGACUAUGAAGGAGGGGUCGUGUGCUUCUAUGAUGCAGACACCAUGGCCCCCAUCCACGCCUUCAGCUCCUCUUUCAAGGGGAAGAUCUACCCGUUCUUCUGGGUCUGGUCUGUAGGGACUUCCCUUAGACUCUGUCCCCCCACAACUCUCCAAUAACUGAGGGCACGGUCUCGAGGCUGCUGACUUUUCGAUGGACAUUGGAUAGUGUUUUGUCUCAGCCAGAGAUUGAAGUGUGAACUCCGUAACGCGUCUGGAUUUUAGCCUAUGCAGGGCCGGCUCCAGGCACCAGCCGACCAAGCAUGUGCUUGGGGCGGCACCUUAGAAGGGGCAGCCAAUGUUGGGGUGGUGGGGGGCACUCGCGGUGUUUUUGUUUUUUGUUCAGCGGGGCGGUGCUCGAGGGUUUUUUUUGUUUGUUUUGGCCGGGCAGCACGGGGAGUGUUUCGGUGGCGCGGCACUGGGGGGCGGGGGGGAUCUGGGCAGCCCAGCAUGGCACAGCGCACCGGGGGGUUGGGCGGCCCGUCCCGGCGCUCGGGGGGGGGAGCGGGGAUUUGGCUGGCCCGGCCCUCUGGGGGUUUGGGCGGCCCGGCCCGGCGCUCCGGGGGGUUGGGGGUUUGGGCAGCCCAGCCCGGCACUCGGGUAGGGGUUUCGGCGGCCC
This is a messenger RNA of Malaclemys terrapin pileata, 1301 nucleotides long. RefSeq names its product E3 ubiquitin-protein ligase TRIM7-like. Gene Ontology annotation, molecular function: protein binding. The transcript has 3 exons. The coding region runs from base 221 to 802 and encodes 193 amino acids. Lineage: Eukaryota; Metazoa; Chordata; Testudines; Emydidae. The record is from RefSeq and is a predicted model, not a curated record.